AUGCCGAAAGUGAGCGAGAAACAAAAACUUCUUAAAUUAUUAGAAGUAGCUGCAUUAAAUGAUUUAAUGAUUAUCGACAAUUUUUGUGAGGACGAAGAAGAGAAGACAAUAAAAGAAGAUUACAUAUUGGAGGAACUGCUGAUUGUUUUGGCCCUGGGCGAAGAAUGCAGAUACAGUGUGCYKUUUAUUCAAAAUAGUGUGCCUAAGUGUAAGGAAUUCUUAAACGACGUGUUAURGGAACUUGAUGAGACUAGAUUCAAGAARAUUAYACRCGUAAACUGGAAAACCUUCGACUUUAUUUUAAAUUUAAUAAAGGACGAUGCGUCGUUCAACCAAAUACGUUCUUGCAAACAAUUCCCUCUCAAAACACAAUUAGCAAUCGUAUUAUAUCGCUUAGGCUCAAACGGUGAAGGCGCUCCUCUGUCUAAGAUUGCUGGCUUGUUUGGAAUUAGUGAUGGUGGUAUCAAUCAGAAUUUGACUGACAGAAUUUUUAAAGCACUGUUMAAGCAUAAAGAUCAGUAUCUGUUUUGGCCAAAUAGCGAUGAACGUAAAAAGCUCGUGUCAGAAACCUGGGGUGAAUUGCCAAACUGCGUGGGAUACGUCGAUGGUACUGAAAUUCCUUUGGCGGAAAAACCUUCUCAAGACCCAGAAGCUUACUUUUCACGAAAGCACCAAUACUCAGACCAUUCGCUUCAAAUAAGACAUUUAGUGUUAGGCUAUCUAGGUAGCGUACAUGAUGCACGUAUUUUUAGUAACUGCGAAUUGUCGAAUGACGCCGAUGUGUUUUUUGGAGGAGCUGAAUGGAUCGCAGGUGACAGUGCCUAUAAAUUGUCACGAACUUUAGAGAAAACUCUAGAGAACUAA
Molecule: messenger RNA, 864 nt
Organism: Bactrocera latifrons
Lineage: Eukaryota; Metazoa; Arthropoda; Insecta; Diptera; Tephritidae
Exons: 3
Coding region: 1-864 (287 amino acids)
Source: RefSeq, a predicted model, not a curated record